This is a messenger RNA of Coregonus sp. 'balchen', 1514 nucleotides long. Lineage: Eukaryota; Metazoa; Chordata; Actinopteri; Salmoniformes; Salmonidae. The record is from the annotation of a GenBank genome assembly.
CUUUUGACUCAUGCAAUGAUGGAAAAGUCAUGCUAAACACAACCAGUGGUGAAUCUUACCUAAAAAUUCCUGAGUUCUCAAUCAGUGAUGAGGGAAUCUACCACUGUGAGUCAGUAUACAGUGGAGGAAGCAACUCUGCAAACAUUGAUGUAUCAGUUAUAGGUAAGAAACUGUUAGCAAAAUCAAACGUUUUUUAUUUGCAUUGAUCUGUAGCCUACAUUUUAGAAUGAUGUGUUGUAUGUCAUAUUUUUAUUCCAAGUUAGUGUAGCUUGUGUUGUGUAAAUUGGUGUAGGCCUAUACAGUAGGGCUGAUUCUUCCUGCCCACCUUCCCCAUGUGUGAACAGUAGCCCCUCCCACGGUGUCUGCCUGGCUUGAGUGGGAGGGCAGUAAGAGGGUGGCUGUGUGUUUGGCUAAAGGGGGGAAACCAGCUGCCUCCAUCUCCUGGAGGAGUACAUGGAACUCUACUUCAACUACCCCACAGAACAAAGAUGACUCCUUCAGAGUGGAGAGUCGGAUGGUCCUGCCAGAGGUCAUCACUACGGACAACCUGACCUGUGAUGUCAGACAUCCCUCCUGGGUAGAGAUGCAUAACGUGACACUACAGAUCACCGAAGGUAGAGACAGCUAUUGUGAACAUUUUUGGGGUAUAUAAAUGCCUAUUUAAAAUGCAGGUUGGGCGGAAGGAUACUGUAUGACUAAUACAUCACUCUUUUAGAAUAGGAGUGAACAUCAUAGCUUUUUUAGUCAGAAAUAUCAGAUUAUUAUUUUGAGGCAUUAUUGACAUUUACAUUUACAUCAUUUAGCAGACACUCUUAUCCAGAGCGACUUACAAAUAAUGAGGUAUGGGAGUUGGGAGGGAUAAAUAAUCACAAAUCUCAAACGUCUAUUACAGGACAUAGUUGCAUUGGCAUAUUAUUUCAAAUGAAUUCAUUGUGAAUUUCAUUGUGAAUAUGACAUAGAAGUUAAAUCUAGAUGAUUAUCAGAUUGAAUGUAAUUGAAAUACGAUGGGCUGAUAAUAGGUUUCUUAUGACUAUCAUUAUUGAUCAUUUUAUCUUCCUUUCAGGGGACUUCAUACACUUGCAACAAGUCAUCAUCUCUAUGGUAACCAUCAGUGUCAUUAUGGCUACUCUGGCUGGUUUAUACUUCACACGAAAACACCUCUGCAGAAUUUGGUAUGAAUAGGAAUUAUUCUGUUUUUUUGACAUCAUUAUUUUUUUUUUCAAUAUCAUUGCUUGUGUAAUAAAGAGCUUUAUCUGUGUAUUCACAGCCCCGCCAGACCAUCUGAGUCCAAGCCUUCUCAGGUAUGUAUAGUAUGCACCAUAUCCUGCAUUGUGUUACCUGUCAUAGUGCUGUAAGUCCUGUACGUUUUGCAUAGCUAGCAGUUUACUGAAACUAGUGAUGAUUCUCUGUGUUUCUCUCUGUCACAGGACUAUGUGGAGGAAGUAGAGCCCUAUGCCAGCUACGUGCAGCGUGUCAACUCCAUCUACAACUCCUCUGCAGACCUGUUCACAUAA